Molecule: messenger RNA, 669 nt
Organism: Aspergillus novofumigatus IBT 16806
Lineage: Eukaryota; Fungi; Ascomycota; Eurotiomycetes; Eurotiales; Aspergillaceae
Product: seipin co-factor family protein
Exons: 2
Coding region: 1-669 (222 amino acids)
Source: RefSeq, a predicted model, not a curated record
AUGUCCCUCAAUACAGUAACCAGCGGCCUAAACAAAGGCCUGCCCACCGACAGCGUCACCAAAACCGCCUCAGGAACAGUCAACCAAACCACACAACAAGUCAACAACACCACUGAAAAAGUCACCGACCAAGCCAUUCCAGGCGAGUAUCCCUCCGACGACGCCAAAUAUGACAAACCACCGCCAGACAUCUCCUUCUCAUCCAUCUGGUCCGCCUUCAAAACAUGGCUCUUCUCCUUUUUCCCGAACAUUCUCGACCGUUUCGAAAACUGGAUCAAGGGCCUGAUCGCCUGGAUCCUGCCCCCUCCGCGACAAGCCAAAAUGUACGAGGCCAUCCUAAAACGGCCCAUCGCGUCCUCGUUCAUCAUCUGCCAGCUGGUCUGCUGUGGGGUCCCGCUGCUGGUUUUCCUGGCGGGUGUGUUUCUCUUUGCGGCUGUCGCGGUGUUGCUCUGGGCGGUGCUCUCGUUGCUUUUGGCGGGGCCGAUUCUGUUGGUGGCUAGUAUGAUGGGGGUAUCGCUUUGGGGUGGGGCGAAUCGGCAGGAUGAGGGGGAUGAGGGGGAUGAGGCGGAGGGUGAGGGUGAUGGUGAGAAAGAGGAGAAUAAGGGGAAGGAUGAGAAGAGUGACAGACCGAGGAAACCAAAGAAAUUGGAAGUCAAGAAGGAUACUUGA